AGCAGACCAGACCGGAUAGGCCUUCCCUUCUGAAUCAGAUCGGCAUGAUCAUCCGUACCUUCCUCUGUCUCGAUCAAGAAGCCUACUUUCAAUGACAAAGGGCGACGAUUGUGCGCCGGUGAGACCAAUGCGCCGACCACCGAGGUGAUGGAGCCGCACCCGCAGCUUCAAAGGAGAAGAAUACCUCUCUGGGAGUCAUGUCGAAUUCUUCUAUGGGACAUUACAGACAGUACUACGAUUCGCAAAACCACAAUUCGACAGCCGACCCCAACACACAAAAGGCUACAAACCAGUCCUAUAACGGCUACGGCCAGUAUCCUAACAAUGACCGGUCGCAGUAUGCGCCACCAAGUCUGGCAUGGAACACCAGCCUCCAACAAACUUAUGGAAACGCUCCACGUCAAGACACACGUCAGAUCGAUUCGUGGCAGAAUAAUACCACUCAGAACUCGGGGUUUGAUGGCCAGAGGCAUGUGACAGACUAUGCGCAGCACCCUGCAUCAGGAUCCAAUGGCCCUCCCUACCAGUACUCUAUGAACUCCAACACAUCCACCUCCCAGAAUACCCAGGGUCUGAACAAUCUCGCCUAUGUCUCUGUGCAUGAUACCGGGGCCCAACAGAGAAACGGCCACGGUGCGCAACAAUCCAGUGUGUCCACAGUAUCUUCUACACCCUCGAUGGUAAAUGAGGCACACAGGAUUAAGUCUCCAUCUUUCCCAUCGCAGCCACAACCUCAUUCCCGUUCUCAGUCGCAAUCAGUCUACAACUCAAAUGUGGGACCAGGCACUCACUCCUCAUAUCAAGAGUCACACCCAACCAACACUCAGCCUUCAUCGUCUGCAGCCGCAACCGCUUUAGCAGGUGCCGUCAGUCGUUGCUAUCCGCAAGCAUCAAAUCAGAUCGGUCAAGCUUCAAUGUCUCCUACCGGGAAUCCUUCAAGGCCUGCGACUCAGAAUACCAUUAGUCGGACGGCUUCGCCACAUUUCCAUGCCUCGUCCUCGAUUACUCAGACACAAGCGCCACCAGUUCCUUGCCAAUCUGUACCCAACAGUACACAUGUCCGUAGUUUGCCCAAACCUCAGAUUGAAGAAUCUGCGCCCGUGCAAAACAAGAGACGAAAAACAAGCCAUGCAAAUACUGAACAGGUGCUGCCUGUCAACAGUAUUUCUAACCUUGUGACACGAAAUGUCGAAAACGAACCUCCUGCAGCGCUGUAUUCCAUGGCUGGUGAUAAUGCUAAUGACAUGCCCAAUUAUAUAGACCCGACACAGGUCUUCAACCCCUACCACAAAGAACAUGAGCGCCGCCGGAGAGAAGCAGCUCAAGCAGAGGCCGAGGCAGAAGCAAGACGAAGAGCGGACGCAGAGGUCGCAGAGAAACGUAGAUUGGAGGCAGAAGCUGAGAGUCGGAGACUUGCUGCUGAAGCUGAGAGACUGCAUACUGCAGGAGAACAGGCGACGAGACAGCGGGAGAACGCAGCAACUCCUCUUUCAGGUGUUCGAAAAACAGCUCCCUUGCCCAAACAGCAACAAGCAGUUGACAAUCCAACGACAAAUCCUACUACAGAUCAGGUUGAAGCAGACAUGGCAGCCGAAAUGAAGGCGAUGAUGGAGAAGAUGAAGGUCUUCCGCAGUAAAGAUCCGGCCAUGUUUCAAAAAUUAUGGGAUGAUAUGCGCAAGCCUGGCCAGCAAGGAGCAGCCACUUCUACCGGACCGACGCAGUCUCCAUCGCCGCAUCUGAAUCAAUCCACAGCUGUCCAGGCGCCACAGAUCACACAGUCUCAGCACGCACCUCUUUCUCAAACGAAACAGCAAUCAACGGGGUUAACCCAUCAAGACUCGGUGCUCAGUCCUCAAAAGCCAUCAGCCACAGCGACAACACAACAACAGUCUGCCAAAUCGAACUCUCAAACCCCCAACAGGCACCGAGUUGUUGUCGAGAAUAACCCGGAAGGCCUGCCUGACUUGGGACGCUUCCCUGCAGAGCGCCGCAAUCGGUAUGGCAGGUCUUCGAAGCAGAAUGAGGCCAGCGCUGCUUCAGUACCACCAGCCCCGGCGAGCAACACUAUUGUACAGUCAACCCCAAGCCAGGCGCCUAGUGAGGCUUACCCCGGAGAAGUGGCGGCAUCGCUACCCCAAUCAAUCUCAUCAACAGCUGCUACUGUUCAUCAAGCGGCCUCAAGUCAAGUUUCUGCUCGUCCGAAGUCACCGUUAGUCAAUAGGCCUAGCGGUAACACUGUCUGGCCUGAGGAAAAGAGAAAUGCUCUUGCUGACGCGGCUGUGUCUCUUCUCAAAGGCUUGCCAGGCAAUGCGAAUAUCGAACUUGCAAGCUCCGAGGUUCAUGCAAUGCUCGAGAAAAAUCCUAGCUACAUUGAGCUGUGCAUACUUCUCGAAAGUAAAGGAUUGAGGUUUCAUCGAGGGCACUUUGCUCGACAGUUGCUGAACAGUGUACCUUAUUUGAACGCACCUACACCACCCAAGGCUUCUGAGACAGCGCAACAGCAACAGCAACCUCAGCCAUCGCCCUUGCCUUCGCAAUCUCUCACACAACCGCCUCCUGCAGCUCUACGAACCCCAACACCACAUCAACCAACGGCAAUCACAGGUGCUGUAGGUCCUCAUAUGACACCCAGUGGCAAUACAGCAAGCACAAACUUUCCAGCAGUUACGCCCCUUCAAUUCCCAACCUCUAAUAGCGUGGUCAUGUCUGUGAAGCAUGAAAAACCAUACAACAGGCCUUCAAAGAUACAAAAAUCCAUUCCGUCUCGACCAGAACCACCGCCGGGAUCAAAAGAAGCAAUGGCCAGGAAACAAGAUUUUUCAGAAUUGAUUGAUCUCACAGCGCUAGGCGACAAUGAUGAUUAUGUCAUGUCGAGCAGUCACUCACCACCCAGACAGCCAUCCCCCGAACCAGACUCGCUCCGAGGUUAUAACCAGCAGACGAUGUCAACACCAAGCGGCCCAGCACGAUUUCCCGCCUGGGAAGCGUUUGCUUCAAACGAGCGAAUAAUAUUCUCUCAACCAGUGAGUGUCCAGCAACCUCAGCACCUCAUGGGUCUUCCGAAGCCGCCGCAAGGUCCUCGUCCGCCUACCAAGAACCUAGCCAAACCACUCAAUCAUGCAGAAGGACUGGCCAAGACUUACUAUGAUCCCAAGACUGUGGCUCGGGACAUCCUCAUUGCAUCAGGCCGACAUCCAACAGAGCGACCGUUGAAUGCGCAUAUGGCUGGCCUGUUGAACCGUCACAUCAGCAUUGACUCUGAUCUGUCGACUUUCGAUUGGGAUGCUGUCGAUCCUGGAGGACCUCCAGCUCCCCAGGUCGAGUAUACCGAAAUGACGAUGGGAUCGCCUCAACGAUCGAUCAAACCUGAUGCCAGAUUCAAUGAUAAUCACGUGACGAGGGGAGGUGACAUGCAUGCGCCAAGACUGGAUAAUCGUGACCGCGACUUUGCGUCGCGAUCUCCUCCACCUGCGGCGGCCUUCCUCCCAAUUCCACGAAAUGUCCAAUCUGUCAUUCACAGUGGCCCCAGUCGUAAUGGCAUGACAAAGGCGUCAGAGCGCAGCCAUGUGACCGAUCGGGUGCAGGCGCCCGACCUACACCAUCGACCAUACUCUCUCGUUGCCGCGAUAGGGAGAGCAGUACAGUCACUGACCGGACAAAGUAGACCGACUCCAGCUCCUAUUCCUCCUGCGCAACUUCACACGCGAGAACGCAGUAGCAGAAGAUCUUCGUCGAAUUUAGUCAAAAGCCCGACCCCCGCAUCUCGACCUCCUUCUGCUCCCGCCGCCGAACCUAACGAGAUGGCCAGUGUUGUCCCGGUUAAGAGACGGGGUCGGCCGCCUGGUUCUAAAAGCAAGAACAUGUCUGUGGCCGACAUGCAACAUGCAGCAAAACAAGUCAUGACCGUGGAGGUUCCAUCUGUAGCGGCCGCCAAUACCCCAGUAUUCAAGUGCCGUUGGAAAGGAUGUCGAGCCGAGUUGCACAAUCGCGUCACCCUACGACAGCACAUUAUCAAAGUCCACCAGGACCAAGAAGAUACUCGGCGCGAAGAGGAUGAGGAGACCGAAUAUCUCUGUUGGUGGAAAAAAUGUAAACACCUCACACAAUUUGACGACGGAAUGGUGGCACCCUCAAAAACAUUCGUAAGCCCUGCGUUGUGGUUGAAGCACAUUGAGGACGAUCACAUUUACCCGUUGACGCUCAAGUAUGGAGAUGGCCCCUCGAGCACACACAUCGGUAAGCAGACCAAGCCGCUAUUUGAUCUCUCGCGAUUUCGUUAUGACGCUUCGAUUGGCCGAACAGAUACUAGAACAUUUUCUUACUUAGAUCCCCAGACCUUACUCGCUGAUAAGACGAGAUACCUAUCGGACGAACAAGGAAGACUUGCAACCCCCUCUGUGUCGGAAGAGUCGCAAGCAGAUUUAGAGCCGGAUACAAUAACACUACUCAGUGUCGAUCAUGAUGAAACAGACCGUCAGGCCCAUCGCAGCUUUAUGAAAGCCCAUCAUCGUCAGAAAUACACGCCCAAAUCGGCCGCAGAAGAGAUGCUUCGUGCCCUGGAGGUUCAUAAAGUCAAAACAAGUGGUAUCGAGACCGACGGCGCCGUCCUAGCCACCGAGGCGAGGAGAGCGAGGUUCAUACACAAUCCUGGUAUCGCUAUGGUUGUGGACGAGGAGGAUUAAAAAGAAGUAUUUUCGGCCUCGGUGGAAGACGACAAAUGUAGUGAGGCAGUACAAAGCCCUCAACGUCAGACGACGGAGAUGGCAAAAGGAAAUGAAGCGAACGGAAGCAGCCUUUCGAGAGCUCGAGUCGAAGACGUCAAUAAACAACGACAUCACAUGGCACAUUUGAAUGUAGCUGUCAACAAAUGAAAGCACGAUAGCAUUUGCCAACUAAGAUGACUGAUAACACUAGAUGGACCGUACAAGGUUG
Exophiala mesophila is the source of this 4932-nucleotide messenger RNA. RefSeq lists its product as uncharacterized. Bases 198 to 4682 code for a protein of 1494 amino acids. The record is from RefSeq and is a predicted model, not a curated record. The transcript has a single exon. Lineage: Eukaryota; Fungi; Ascomycota; Eurotiomycetes; Chaetothyriales; Herpotrichiellaceae.